ACUCGGCCAAAACAGGGAAAAGGACGCUCUCGGGAAAUGGCGUCGCGCUACGAGCUGGAGGUGACCGUGUCGUCGGCCAGGGACCUGAAGAACGUGAACUGGCGACGCGGCCAGACCCGCGCUUACGCCGUCCUCUGGGUCGACCCCAGCAACAAGUGCUCCACCCGGGUCGACGAGGAGGGCGACACGUGCCCCGUCUGGGACCAGACCCUCGCCAUCCCCUUGCCCCCCGGCCCCAUCGAGGACCAGACCCUCUACAUCGACGUCGUCCACGCCGGCUCCGAGGAGGACACCAAGCCCCUCAUCGGAUCCGCCCGGAUCAAGCUCCGCGACGUCCUCGACGAGGCCGGCUUCGGCGAGCCCCUCAAGCGCACCCCCCAGCUGAAGCGCCCCUCCGGCCGCCCCCACGGCAAGGUCGACGUCAAGGUCUGCGUCAGGGAGCCGCGCUACCGCGCGCCCGACCCGUACCGCGAGACUACCUACGGGGUCCCGCCGGCGACCAGGGAGUACGCGCCGCCGGUGACCAGGGAGUACGCGCCGCCGCCGCCGGCGUACGCCAACCCCUACGCGGCCCCGCAGCACAGCCCGUACUACGCGGCGGCGCCUCCGGCCGGCGGCUACUCCUACGGCUCGUACAACGCGCCGCCGCCGCAGCCGCAGUACGGGCAGCCGAGCUACGGGCAGGCGCCGCAGUACGGGUACGGCGGGGAGCAGGCGCCGGCGUACGGGGGGCAGUACGGGCAGGAGGAGAAGAAGAAGAGCAAGUUCGGGGGGAUGGGGAUGGGGACGGGAUUGGCUGUGGGCGCGGUGGCGGGGGCCCUCGGUGGGAUCGCCCUCGCGGAGGGGUUCGAUCACCUGGAGGACAAGAUCGCCGACGACGCGGCGGAGAAGGUGGAGGAGGAUCUCCGCGACGACGACGCGGCGGAGAAGGUGGAGGAGGAUCCCGGCGACGACGACGGCGGCGGCUAUGAGGAGGAUGAUUUCUGAGGGGGGGCCGGCUCUUGUCCUUUUGCUCUGUUUUUACUUUCAUCAAGUUUUAUCGUUUUCUGUGGGAGUUUUGUUUGCGGAUGAUGUUGGCGUGCCUUCGGGUGCAGGCCCGUUGAUGUAUUUUCUCGUCAAUCAUAUAUUGUAAUCUUCACGCAUAAGCAUACUCUAUAAUUUUAAUUUUUUUUUAA
This is a messenger RNA of Syzygium oleosum, 1175 nucleotides long. RefSeq names its product protein SRC2. The record is from RefSeq and is a predicted model, not a curated record. Gene Ontology annotation, biological process: defense response. NCBI's taxonomy places the organism in Eukaryota, Viridiplantae, Streptophyta, Magnoliopsida, Myrtales, Myrtaceae. The transcript has a single exon. The coding region runs from base 37 to 987 and encodes 316 amino acids.